This is a messenger RNA of Pantherophis guttatus, 995 nucleotides long. RefSeq names its product aquaporin 3 (Gill blood group) (gene AQP3). Lineage: Eukaryota; Metazoa; Chordata; Lepidosauria; Squamata; Colubridae. Gene Ontology annotation, cellular component: plasma membrane; basolateral plasma membrane. Gene Ontology annotation, biological process: water transport; glycerol transmembrane transport. The record is from RefSeq and is a predicted model, not a curated record. Gene Ontology annotation, molecular function: water channel activity; urea transmembrane transporter activity; glycerol channel activity.
CUGAACAUGAGCUCCAGAGAGUUGUGGCUGAGAAGUUCAGAGCCAGGCAUCUUCUAGGCUUCUUCCACACCUGUAUUGUCAGCUCCAGGAGCCAUGGGGAGGCAGAAGGAAGUGCUGUCGGCUAUCGGACGGAGGCUGCGGAUCAGGAAUAAGCUGCUCCGGCAGGGCCUGGCUGAAUGCUUGGGCACCCUGAUCUUGGUGAUGUUCGGUUGUGGUUCGGUGGCCCAGCUGGUGCUCAGCAAAGGGAGCCACGCCCGUUUUCUGACGGUCAACUUGGCCUUCGGGUUUGCUGUGACGCUUGGAAUUCUCAUUGCUGGACAAAUCUCAGGUGGUCAUUUGAAUCCUGCAGUCACUUUUGCGAUGUGUUUCAUGGCCCGGGAACCUUGGAUCAAACUUCCGAUUUACGCCCUCGCGCAAACCAUUGGAGCUUUUCUCGGAGCGGGCAUCGUGUUCGGCUUAUAUUUUGAUGCUAUCUGGGCAUUUGGUGAAAACCAACUCUUCGUAGUGGGCACCAAUGGGACGGCGGGCAUCUUUGCCACGUAUCCAUCAGAACACUUGAAUUCCGUCAACGGAUUUUUUGACCAGUUCAUCGGCACCGCGGCGCUGAUCGUUUGCGUGCUGGCCAUUGUGGAUCCGUACAACAACCCUGUGCCGAGAGGUUUGGAGGCCUUCACAGUUGGCUUCGUCAUCCUGGUCAUUGGGACCUCCAUGGGCUUCAAUUCUGGUUACGCCGUCAACCCAGCCCGAGACUUUGGGCCCCGUCUCUUCACCGCCAUUGCUGGCUGGGGUACCGAAGUUUUCACGGCUGCUGGACACUGGUGGUGGAUUCCUAUCGUUGCCCCCUUCUUGGGUGCCAUCGCAGGUGUUGGUCUACCAGCUGAUGAUAGGAUGCCAUGAUGAACCACCUCCCGAAUCCAGCGAUGAGGAGAGCGUCAAGCUGUCCAAUGUGAAGCAGAGGGACAAUGUCUGAAGCUACGCACUUGCCCCCUGGACAA